Messenger RNA from Hydra vulgaris (swiftwater hydra), 1166 nucleotides. The record is from RefSeq and is a predicted model, not a curated record. NCBI's taxonomy places the organism in Eukaryota, Metazoa, Cnidaria, Hydrozoa, Anthoathecata, Hydridae.
UAGUUGGAGAGCCAUAAUAUGAGGUUUAAGAGAAAUUGAAGUAAAAAUAGGUUGGCUAUGAGUAGAACAACAGGAGGAAAAAAGUAGUGAAAAAUUUACUGAAAAAUGACUAUUUUUAAAGUGGGUCUUAGAAAAUAAUGGGUGAAAAUUUUCAAAUUUUUGUUUAAUAAUUUUAGUAAUACAUAUAAAAAAAUAUUAGAAAAGUAAAAAAAAAAAAUUUAAAAACUAUAUUGCUAUGUAUAGUAAUGAUUUUUUCAAACAUCAGAAAAAAAGUGUACUACAUGUCAAAAACAGUGCUGCAACUUUUUCCCAACAAAUCCCAACAAAUUGGGACCAAAUCAGGUGAAAAGAAGAAAUAAAGACCUUUAAAAUGACACAUGAAAUUGUUGCGGGGAGUUGCGGGAGCUUAUUUUAUUGACUUUUAAAGUUCGCGCAAGCAUGUGUGCGCGUGCGAUCGUAAUUGUCGGCGAGCGUAAAAAUUCGAAAUAAUAAGCAUCUUGCACUUUGGCUAGCGGAGUUUUGAUAAAAUUUGCAACAUUGGAUAUCGCCAAGAUGUCAAAAAGUUCCAUCUUCAUAUGAGCCCUGAUGAAAAAAGACUGGUUGCAAAUCGGGAGACACGAGUCAAGCAAGAAUUUCGGGAGCAGCUUGGUCUAAUUGUUGACCAGAGGCGGGAUGGAGGUGCUGGCACUACAACAACAGGAAAUGUUGCUCGCAAAGCUUUUCAAAACCCAGAAAUUGUUGCAAGAAUCUGUGAUGUCCCUGUCAAACUGGUUGAAAAUCUUGGAACACUCUGGUCUGCCCUUGCAUCUGGAUAUGCCAUUGAUCCAGACAAGUUUGGAGUUCUGUGUGAAGAGACUGAGAAGAUUUAUUUUGACCAUGUAAAAUGGUAUUGGUUGUCCCCAACAAUUCACAAGGUUCUGAAACAUGGAAAACAAAUCAUUGAAGCUUGUGUUCUUCCAAUUGGAAUGACCAAUGAGGAACCAGGAGAGGCUAACAAUAAAUUUCUUCAAAAAAUCCGUCUUUAUCAUGCUCGAAAAUCAUCCUGGCUCAAUGGCAUGUCUGACCUUUUCUUGAGACUGAUGGACAUCAGUGAUGCAAAGAUACAGGCUUAUGUCCACUGCAAAAAAAAGAAGCACAACUCAGAGAUCUUGCCUGAACCCAUCUAG